Molecule: messenger RNA, 411 nt
Organism: Miscanthus lutarioriparius
Lineage: Eukaryota; Viridiplantae; Streptophyta; Magnoliopsida; Poales; Poaceae
Source: the annotation of a GenBank genome assembly
AUGAUCAACACCAACAGGAUCGCUCAGUUGGCCAAAAAGUGGCAGAAGGUGGCAGCGCUUGGGAGGAAGCGCCUCACCCAGGGGGCGGCGCCAGCAGCAAAGGAAGUCUGCACUUCCGUGGCGAGCAAGGGCCACUGCACAGUGUACACGACUGACGGGGCACGGUUCGAGGUGCCAUUGGCGUGCCUCGGGAUGGCAGUCUUCGCCGAGCUCCUGCAGAUGUCCAAGGAGGAGUUCGGCUUCACGGGCGGCGACGGCAGGAUCACGCUGCCCUGUGAUGCCAUGGUUAUGGAGUACGCCUUGUGCGUGCUGAGGAGGGGCGCCUCUUCGGAGCUGGAGAAGGCGUUCCUGAGCACCAUGGCAAUAUCGUGCCACUCUGCAAACCACGUGGCGCCGUAUGUGGCAGCUUGA